Molecule: messenger RNA, 1009 nt
Organism: Acyrthosiphon pisum (pea aphid)
Lineage: Eukaryota; Metazoa; Arthropoda; Insecta; Hemiptera; Aphididae
Product: cuticular protein 75
Exons: 3
Coding region: 16-774 (252 amino acids)
Cellular component (GO): extracellular matrix
Source: RefSeq, a predicted model, not a curated record
AUACACCGCACCACCAUGAGCCAAUCAAAGGCUGUUUUCAUUCUAUUAUUGAAUGUAUUUUUAACAACAUUCGUCUGUGCCCAAUAUGGUAGACCUGCUGGCAAUAGCAACCCCGGAUACGGUAGUACAGGUACCAAUAUACCAUCAGGAUAUUAUGGACAAAAAGGCCAAUAUCCUGGUAGUACAGGUACCAAUAUACCAUCAGGAUAUUAUGGACAAAAAGGCCAAUAUCCUGCAGGUAGUACAGGUACCAAUGUACCAUCAGGAUAUUAUGGACCCAAAGGCCAAUAUCCCGUCGGAGGACCUGGUGGAUCAGAUGGAAAUUCUGAACCCGAGCCGUUCAACUUUGCUUACCAAGUGAAAGAUGCACCCACCAAUACAUACUUCACGCACGAAGCCAACAGUGACGGCAAACGAGUGACUGGAGCGUACAGCGUACUUCUUCCUGACGGUCGUAAUCAAGUAGUGACAUAUUUUGCCGACGAAAAUGGUUACAACGCCAAGGUCAACUAUGAAGGAGAAGCUAAACCACAACCAGCUCAACCAGGCAGCCAAGGAGGUUAUCUGUCCGCACCUGGUUUCUCUUCUACUGCUCCCAAAUAUCCUCCUGUCCCUAUACGUGGCUCUGCUCCUCGUCCCACUGGUUAUCCAGGUUCUGCUAUUCCUGCUUCUGCUCCUGUCCCUGGUUAUUCUUCUUCUGCUCCUACCUUUGGUUCUCCUGCUUUGGCUCCAGCCAGUGGCCCAUCGUCUGCCCCAAGUCUUGUAAAGUACUAGUAAAAGUAUUCAAAUACUUUUUAAGUACUCAAAUACGUAUUCUAAAUACAUCUGAAAAAAGUACUUGGGCACAAUAUCCGAAUUACUUAAAUACUAUAAAUUAUUCUAUUACUAUUAAUACUAUAAUUAUCCAAAUACUGUUUUUAAAUACUUUUUUCGUCUUACUUUAUAUAUUGGGACACCAAAUUUUUAUUAUAUUAAACAAAUUUGAAAUUGUACAACAUUUUUAUUUAUA